CCUCAACUCACCCUAGGAAACUUCUCCUACAGGAGCUCAACCCCGGCAGCUGAAAGCACAGCUACCCACGGAGCUACGCUGUUUUGUGGGCAGGGGGUCGACUCGACCCGCUGGCGGUCAUUCAUCCCAUGUAAACACCACACGGACCAUCUAUGUGGAUGACUUGUAUUUCUACAAGCGGAUGGUUAACAAAGAGAAGUGUCAGUCUAUGAGAGCAGGUAAUUGGUGCCAUGCCAGCUGCUUCUCCCCCUCUGCUCCCCCUUGCCACCUGGUGGUGGUGUCUGGUACUGUUGCUGCCCCCACAGCCCCAGGCCCUGACCCAGCUCCAGCCGGACCCUAACCCAGAGAAGGCCUCUCACGCUGGGCAGGCCUUCCCUCACCUCUCCCUUGAUGGAUCUCCCCUCAGCCACCUCCUCCUGGACUCCAGGUCUGGUCAUCUGUACGUGGGGGCGGUCAACCAUCUCUACCACCUGUCCCCUGACCUCCAGGUGCUCUCCUCCAGUCAGACUGGCCCCAAACUGGACAGUGCCGAGUGCUUGCCUCCCAUCGUCCCCAAGGACUGCAGUACCGCACACCUGACCCCCAACGCUAAUAAGAUCCUUCUGCUAGAGGAGGGUCUGGCCUCAGCAGGGUCAGAGGUUGGGGCGACGAGCCUGAUCGUGUGUGGAACCCUGUUCCAGGGUAUCUGUGAGAAGAGGAGUCUGGAUAAUGUGUCCGAGGUACUGUACCAAUCCUCCAACCCGGUGGACACGCAGUACGUCGCCGCCAACGACCCCCGCGUCUCCACCGUGGGUGUGGUCUUGAACCAAAAGGGUGUGGGGCUUAUGCUGGUGGGGCGUGGCUACACCAGUAAAGGCCCCAGCGACAUCCCACCAAUCACAACUCGCCGUUUGGCCCCCAGCUCCUCCCCCGCCCGCCAGGCCUUCUCUCAAGACGAGGAACUAGGGAAGCUGGUUGUCGGGAGCUACUCUGAGUACAACAACUACUUCAUCUCCGCGCAUCAUCAUGGCGACCAUGUUUACUUCCUGUUCUCGCGGAGGGAUAUGUGGAACCGGAAGGAGUACCGGACCUACGUUUCUCGUCUCUGCGCCGGGGACCGGAGCUUCUACUCCUACGUGGAGGUUCUGUUGGAAUGUUCCGGGGGUUAUAACCUUGCCCAGGGGGCUGCCCUCGCCAAACACCAGGGGCGACCGGCGCUGUUCGUUGCCAUGGCGGCGGGGCAGGCUUCGACGCCCACGGCGACGGGUCGCUCGGCGCUGUGCGUUUAUGGGAUGUCAGAGCUGGAUGCGUCGCUUCAGAGGGCCCAGGAGCUGUGUUAUACAGAGGGAGGAAGAGGAAGGACGGGACAGGAGGAGGCAUACAUAGAGUAUGAGGUGUCGUCCAAGUGUCUACGCCUGCCCAAGGAUUCGUUAAAGAAGUACCCGUGUGGAGGAGAACACACCCCCAGCCCCAUCGCCUCUGCGGUUCCCCUGUCAGCCACCCCCUCUCUGACCAGGGACACUCUACUCACCGCGGUCACCACCACUACCGAGGUCGGCCACACCAUCGCUCUGCUCGGGGACAAGAACGGAUGGCUGCACAAGGUAUUUCUCCAGCCUGACACAACGGGGACGUUGUAUCAGAGUGUAUUGGUGGACCAGGACAGUCCAGUCAACGCUGACCUACUACUGGACCAGUCUGGACAGAAUGUCUACGUCCUCACUGACGGCAAGGUGUCCAAGGUGUCUGUAUCUCAGUGUGAACAACAGCCUGACUGCCAGUCCUGUCUGUCUGUCAGAGACCCUCACUGUGGCUGGUGUGUCCUGGAGGGAAGAUGUAGUCGUCGAAUGGAGUGUAGUCGUGAGGGCCAAGCCAACCACUGGCUGUGGAGCUACCAGCCUGCCAACCAGCCUGCCAACCAGCCUGCCAACCAGCCUGCCAACCAGCCUGCCAACCAGCCUGCCAACCAGCCUGCCAACCAGUGUGUGACUGUCCAGAGCUUGGAGCCUGCCAUCCAAAGCAGAGAGGAGGAGACUCAGGUUUCUCUUGUUGUGGCCCUGCUGCCCACCCUGUCAGAGGAGGAGGAGUCUCUGUCCUGCUCCUUUGGAACCCUCGCCCCUCAACCAGCUGUCGUUACGGGAACCACCAUAACCUGUCAAUCACCCCUGCCUGAGCUCCUCCCACCCAGCCCACCAGGAAGUGACCACGUGUCCCUGCGUGUGUCUGUGAUGUUCAGAGACGUGACCAUCUGUAGCAGUGACAUCAUCUUCUACGACUGUCGAGCUGUGGGGCGACUCAACAUCACCUCCCCGUGUAUGGCUUGUGUGGGCAGUGUGUGGCCAUGCAUCUGGUGUGUCCUGGGUGGGCUGUGUACCCACAACAACAGCAGCUGUCCCAGGCAGCACACCAUACACAACUCACUGGAGCAGCAGUUGGAGCCGCGGGGUGCAGACUCGUGUCCCUUUGUGUGGGCUCUACAGAGUUCUCCUCUGGUCCCCAUGGGCUUCCUGUCCCCUCUGACCCUACUGGGCAGGAACCUGGAUGGGUUUCAGGUUGAGGAACAGUAUACCUGUGUGGUGGUCGUUGUGGGGGAGGAGCUUAAACUGAACGCCAUUCUGAAGAAAGACCCAGAAACCAAGGUCACCACCUUUACAUGCUCUGUCCACCAGUUCCAGUUCACUUUAAAACAUUUGGAGUACUCUGCUCCCAUCUAUCUGCGAAGAGGUUUCCAUCGCAUCGACUCUGCUCCCGACCUCAGACUGCAGCUAUAUGACUGUUCAGUGGGCCAGUCUGACUGUAGUCAGUGCAGAGCGGUGUCUUCAGGGUACGGCUGUGUCUGGUGUGGUGGAGAGACACCAGGCUGUGUCUACAAUCUCUCCUGUACCAGCUCACCUGGGCCCGCUGACACCUGUCCCUCGCCUCAGAUCACACAGAUCCAGCCAGUGAGUGGUCCGGUGGAGGGUGGUGUUCUGAUCACCAUCCGUGGGUCCAACCUGGGGAUGCAGUACCAGGACAUCCAGGGAGGAGUGACUGUAGCUGGGGUCAACUGUCUGCCUCAGUCCCAUGGAUACCUCAUCUCUACCAGGAUAGUGUGUGAGCUCCAGCCCAGUAAACAGGAGACAGAGGGACCAGUCAUUGUUUCCGUUAGAGACUCAGAACCAGGACAGUCUCUGCAGAUAUUCACCUACCAGGACCCCCAGUUGACUGCUAUAGUCCCUGAUAAGGGCCCUGUAUCAGGAGGGACCAGCCUGACAGUCCAGGGGACUCGGCUACUAACGGGACAGAGGAAGGACCUGACAGCAUACGUAGGACAACAACCCUGCUACAUUGUUGAGGAGGUGAAUGGGACUCACCUGGUAUGCAGGACCAGCCCCAGUAACCAGACAGCAGAGCUGACAGUGAGGGUGUUGUUUGGGAAGGCAGAGAGGAGCGUACCUGGGCAUGUGUUUCACUACAUGGAGGACCCUGUCAUCACCGCAGCAUCGCCUGCUGAGAGCUUCUACGAGGGUGGGCGUAGUAUAAAGGUGAGUGGGCGUAGCCUGUACGUGGUCCAGCAGCCAAUGCUAACUGUGUGGGUGGAGCCUAAAGAGAACACGCUGGUGAGGAGGAGGAGGAACAACCAACUGGUCUUCAACAGCAUCGUUUCAAAGCAGGAGCGUUGUACGGUGGUCUCUUCCUCUGAGAUGAACUGUUUGACCCCGCGUGUGACCCCUGACACUAAGGUCAUGGGGGUGUGGUUUGAGCUGGACAACGUUAAGGUGUCGUUUGAGAGAGUCGCGGGGAAGACGUUCUCUUACUACCCCAACCCCGAGCUGUUGGCUCUGAACAGAGAUGACCCGGACACACCCUACCGCUUCAAACCUGGAGGGGUCAUCGCUGUAGAGGGUAAGGACCUGACGCGUGCGAUGACCCGAGGGGAGGUGAUAGCCAGGCUGGGGGACCAGGAGUGUGAGGUCAAGACUCUGGACAGUACUCACCUGUACUGUGAACCUCCUGAGAAACAGCCAGCCAGUCUGGGGAGCAACCAACUGCCCAGCCUGAGGGUGGUAAUGGGGAAUCUGAACGUAGACCUGGGUACAGUGCAGUAUGAUACAGAAGGCCUCUCACCUGUCCCUCUGGCUGCCCAGGUGGGUCUGGCUGCAGGGGCUGCUGUGGUGGUCCUAGUGGUGCUGGUCAUCAUCCUCAUGUACAGAAGGAGGAGCAAACAGGCUCUGAGAGACUACAAGAAGGUUCUGGUUCAGCUGGAGACGCUGGAGAUCAAUGUGGGAGACCAGUGCAGGAAGGAGUUCACAGAUCUGAUGACAGAGAUGAUGGAUCUGAGUAGUGAUGUGGGUGGACCAGGUAUUCCUCUCCUGGACUAUAAGACGUAUGCAGAGCGCGUGUUCUUCCCCGGCCAGAGGGGGGCUCCACUGAGUCAGGACCUGGACCUGCCAGAGUCCCGCAGGCAGACAGUAGAACAAGGGCUGGGACAACUCAACAGCCUCCUCAACAACAAACUGUUCCUUAUCAGGUUCAUCCACACCCUCGAGGCCCAGCAGAACUUCUCCCAGCGUGACCGUGGCUACGUGGCGUCUCUCCUGACCAUGGCCCUGCACGACCAGCUGGAGUACUUCACUGAUGUCAUGAAGACCUUACUGGGAGACCUGGUGCAGCAGUACGUCACCAAGAACCCCAAACUCAUGCUGCGCAGGACGGAGACGGUGGUGGAGAAGAUGCUCACCAACUGGAUGUCCAUCUGUCUCUACUCCUUCCUCAAGGAGGUGGCUGGGGAGCCCCUGUAUAUGCUGUACAGAGCCAUCAAGUACCAGGUGGAUAAGGGACCAGUAGACGCUGUGACGGGGAAGGCCAAGCGUACCCUGAACGACAGCCAUCUACUGAGAGAGGACAUCGACUACUCCUCGAUCACUCUGACGGUGAAGAGUGGUGUGGAGGUGCAGCCGUGUCCCGUCAAGGUGUUGGACACCGACACCAUCACACAGGUCAAAGACAAGAUCCUAGACCAGAUCUAUAAAGGAGCUCCCUUCUCACAGAGACCUGCUGCAGACUCACUAGACCUGGAAUGGAGAUCGGGGCAGGCGGGUCACCUGACUCUGUCAGACGAUGACGUCACAGCAGUCGUCCAGGGACGCUGGAAGAAACUCAACACUCUGCAGCACUACAAGGUGCCAGACGGAGCGACCGUGGCUCUGAUCCCCAGAUCAGCUGUCGCCAUGGGGAUACCCCAGGUCUACCAGACUGGAGAGAAGAUGCCCAUGUUGGAGGGGGAGGAGGGGCUGAGGCUGUGGCACCUGGUGAAGUCCAACGAGGAACCAGAGAUCCCCAAACACAGCAGCAUGAGAGAGAGGGAGAGGGCCAAGGCCAUACCAGAGAUAUACCUGACACGACUACUAUCUAUGAAGGGGACGCUGCAGAAGUUUGUAGACGAUGUGUUCAUAGCCAUCCUCAACACCAAGCGUCCUCCUCCCAUCGCUGUGCGUUUCUUCUUCGACUUCCUGGAUGACAUGGCGGAGAAACACGGCAUCGACGACCCCGAGACUGUGCACAUCUGGAAGACCAACAGCCUGCCUCUGAGGUUCUGGGUGAACAUCUUGAAGAAUCCUCAGUUUGUGUUUGACGUUCAGGUGACGGAUAGCGUGGACGCCGUCCUCUCGGUCAUCGCUCAGACGUUCAUCGACUCCUGCACCACCUCCGAACACAAAGUCGGACGGGACUCUCCGGUGAACAAGCUGCUCUACGCCAGAGAGAUCCCCAGAUACAAGCAGCUGGUUGAGAGGUACUACAGUGACAUCCACAGUGCAGCGUCUGGCUGUUACCAAGAAAUGAACUCUACUCUAACAGAGUUGUCUGGGAGUUUUGCCUCAGAGAUGAACAGUCUGGUGGCUCUGCACGAGCUGUACAAGUACAUCAACAAGUACUAUGACCAGGUCAUCAUGUCUCUGGAGGAUGACGCAGCUGGACAGAAGUUGCAGCUGGCCUAUCGUCUACAGCAGGUCGCCGCCCUGGUGGGGAACAAGGUCACUGACCUUUAACCCUUGAUCUCUGACUCCUGACCUGUGGCCGACAGCAGGUCACUGACCUCUAACUAGGGCCGGAAUGUGAAAAGGGCCCUGUCAGUCAAAACCCACACAGCGCUAUGAAGCGGAGCGUCUGAUGUCAUGUAUAGCAUGUUACCGUACAGACACCGCGUUCCAAUUCAGGGCGUUUAUCAGAAUCCAAAUCUGCCAUUUGAACCCGUAUGCAGGAACGAGGAUUAUGGGUUAAAGCUAUACCAAAUAAUACAUCUUUACAACAGGCUCGUCUGUAAAACAGACCUUGGUCUCAGUAGGACUUCUUGAUCUAAUAAAGGCUAAAUCAAUAAAAACAGGCAGCAGACAAAGAAUUCCUAGCAAUAAGUCUCACAGGGAUGUACUGGGGAAUAUAAAGGACAAGAAGGCUGGAAUAGUUUAAACCUGCAACACCAAGUCUGACCAGAAGAGGGGGCUGUGGUGGAGUUGAGCAGAUUUGAGUCAUUUUAAAAACCAGCUGUGUUGAGCAGGUUGUUACACACUAUAGAAACUCAUUUAUUCUCUGUAAAUAGUGCCUAUUUAUAUUCCAUCCCCAAUCCCAUACCAACCAAAGCUGCCUUUUUUCAACUUUUGAAACGACUUAAAAGCGUAUAAUAUUUUUGAACCUGUUUUGAAUUUGUAAAGAUAACAGGGAAAAGCUGGAGAUUCUCUUCUGAUGAUCUGAGGUGAUUGUCUUAUCUCACGUCUGACUGACAGAACCUGUUACAGAUGGUGACCCCUGACCUAUCCAGUUACACGUGGUGACCCCUGGCCUAUCCAGUUACACGUGGUGACCCCUGGCCUAUCCAGUUACACGUGGUGACCCCUGACCUAUCCUGUUACACGUGGUGACCCCUGGCCUAUACUGUUACACAUGGUGACCCCUGACCUAUCCAGUUACACGUGGUGACCCCUGACCUAUCCAGUUACACGUGGUGACCCCUGACCUAUCCUGUUACACGUGGUGACCCCUGACCUAUCCUGUUACACGUGGUGACCCUGACCUAUCCAGUUACACGUGGUGACCCCUGACCUAUCCUGUUACAUGUGGUGACCCCUGAUCUAUCCUGUUACACGUGGUGACCCCUGACCUAUCCUGUUACCUGUUCGGUGUGCUCUGACUCCACAGACUCAGUAUCGCUAUAUUUACCUAACACUCUCUCGUUACUAGUGUAACCCUGAACUGUGGUUCCUCUCUUUGGCUCUGUCUGAAAUAGCACUCUCUUUAUUUAACAAGGCAAGUCAGUUAAUUAAGACAUUCUUCUUUACAACCCCGGCCAAACCAGAACGACGCUGGGACAAUUGUGCGCUGCCCUACGGGAUACAGCCUGGAUUCGCACCAGGGACUGUAGUGACGCCUCUUGCACUGAGAUGUAGUGCACUAUUUUAGUCCAGAGCCCUAUGGAACCCUAUUCCCUAUAUAGUUCACUACUUUAGACACCAGAGCCCUAUGGAACCCUCUUUCCUAUGGACCCUGGUCUAUAGUAGUGCCCUCUAUAGGGUGCCAUUUUAGGUUGCACACUUUGACCCAUCUCCUGGUUAGUGGACAUACAGAUCUGUUAUGUAUUAUUCUGUCUUGGGUUAGAGGUUAUUUAUGUAUUAUUCUGUCUUGGUUUAUAGAUCCUUUAUGUAUUAAUCUGUCUUGGUUAGAGAUUCUUUAUGUAUUAAUCUGUCUUGGUUAGAGAUUCGUAAUGUAUUAAUCUGUCUUGGUUAGAGAUCCUUUAUGUAUUAAUCUGUCUUGGGUUAUAGAUCCUUUAUGUAUUAAUCUGUCUUGGUUAGAGAGCCAAUAUAUGCAUCUUGGGUUAGAGAUUCAUAAUGUAUUAAUCUGUCUUGGGUUAGAGAUUCUUUAUGUAUUAAUCUGUCUUGGGUUAGAGAUUCUUUAUGUAUUAAUCUGUCUUGGGUUAGAGAUUCUUUAUGUAUUAAUCUGUCUUGGGUUAGAGAUUCUUUAUGUAUUAGUCUAUGUAUUAAUCUGUCUUGGGUUAGAGAUUCUUUAUGUAUUAAUCUAUGUAUUAAUCUGUCUUGGGUUAGAGAUUAUUUGUAUUAAUCUGUCUUGGGUUAGAGAUUAUUUGUAUUAAUCUGUCUUGGGUUAGAGAUUCUUUAUGUAUUAAUCUGUCUUGGGUUAGAUUCUUUAUGUAUUAAUCUGUCUUGGGUUAGAGAUUCUUUAUGUAUUAAUCUGUCUUGGGUUAGAGAUUCUUUGUAUUAAUCUGUCUUGGGUUAGAGAUUCUUUAUGUAUUAAUCUGUCUUGUUUAGAGAUUCUUUAUGUAUUAAUCUGUCUUGGGUUAGAGAUUCUUUAUGUAUUAAUCUGUCUUGGUUAGAGACUGUCUUGGAUUAGAUUCUUUAUGUAUUCAUCGGUCUUGGGUUAGAGAUCCUUUAUGUAUUAUUCUGUCUUGGGUUAGAUUCUUUAUGUAUUAAUCUGUCUUGGGUUAGAGAUCCUUUAUGUAUUAAUCUGUCUUGGGUUAGAGAUUCUUUAUGUAUUAAUCUGUCUUGGGUUAGAGAUUCUUUAUGUAUUAGUCUAUGUAUUAAUCUGUCUUGGGUUAGAGAUUAUUUGUAUUAAUCUGUCUUGGGUUAGAGAUUCUUUGUAUUAAUCUGUCUUGGGUUAGAGAUUCUUUAUGUAUUAAUCUGUCUUGGUUAGAGAUUCUUUAUGUAUUAGUCUAUGUAUUAAUCUGUCUUGGGUUAGAGAUUCUUUAUGUAUUAAUCUGUCUUGUUUAGAGAUUCUUUAUGUAUUAAUCUGUCUUGGGUUAGAGAUUCUUUAUGUAUUAAUCUGUCUUGGUUAGAGACUGUCUUGGAUUAGAUUCUUUAUGUAUUAAUCUGUCUUGGGUUAGAGAUUCUUUAUGUAUUAAUCUGUCUUGGGUUAGAGAUUCUUUAUGUAUUAGUCUAUGUAUUAAUCUGUCUUGGUUAGAGAUUCUUUAUGUAUUAAUCUGUCAUGGUUAGAGAUUCUUUAUGUAUUAAUCUGUCUUGGGUUAGAGAUCCUUUAUGUAUUAUUCUGUCUUGGGUUAGAGAUUCUUUGUAUUAAUCUGUCUUGGGUUAGAGAUUCUUUAUGUAUUAAUCUGUCUUGGGUUAGAGAUUCUUUAUGUAUUAAUCUGUCUUGGUUAGAGAUUCUUUAUGUAUUAGUCUAUGUAUUAAUCUGUCUUGGGUUAGAGAUCCUUUAUGUAUUAAUCUGUCUUGGGUUAGAGAUUCUUUAUGUAUUAAUCUGUCUUGGGUUAGAGAUUCUUUAUGUAUUAAUCUGUCUUGGGUUAGAGAUUCUUUAUGUAUUAAUCUGUCUUGGGUUAGAGAUUCUUUGUAUUAAUCUGUCUUGGGUUAGAGAUUCUUUAUGUAUUAGUCUAUGUAUUAAUCUGUCUUGGGUUAGAGAUUCUUUAUGUAUUAAUCUGUCUUGGGUUAGAGAUCCUUUAUGUAUUAGUCUAUGUAUUAAUCUGUCUUGGGUUAGAGAUCCUUUAUGUAUUAAUCUGUCUUGGGUUAGAGAUUCUUUGUAUUAAUCUGUCUUGGAUUAGAUUCUUUAUGUAUUAAUCUGUCUUGGGUUAGAGAUUAUUUAUGUAUUAAUCUGUCUUGGGUUAGAGAUCCUUUAUGUAUUAAUCUGUCUUGGGUUAGAGAUCCUUUAUGUAUUAAUCUGUCUUGGGUUAGAGAUCCUUUAUGUAUUAAUCUGUCUUGGGUUAGAGAUCCUUUAUGUAUUAUUCUGUCUUGGAUUAGAUCCUUUAUGUAUUAAUCUGUCUUGGGUUAGAGAUCCUUUAUGUAUUAAUCUGUCUUGGGUUAGAGAUCCUUUAUGUAUUAAUCUGUCUUGGGUUUGUACAGUUAUAUUGCUGAAUGGUGAUCUUAAUAACUUUUCCCUCCUAACACUUUGUUCUGUGUGUCUGGAGCUCCUGGUCAUGAAUAUGUAUGGCUGAUUUAUUAACAGUGGGCAGCCUCCCAAAUCACACCCUAUGCCCUUUACAGUGAACUGCGUUUAACCAGACUAGUGCACUAUAUAGGGAACAGGGUGCCGUUUUAGGGACGCUGCCGGUGUGAUUUUAAAGGAUGUUUUUUGACUGGGCUGUGUUCUACACUGUUUUGAUUGGAGCGGUUUAAAGGUUUAAGUCAAUUCCUUCCUAGUCAUUUCUAGAAACCUGUUUGCGUUCCAGGCCGACUACGUUACAGAUGCAUUGCAUCCACCCAUUGUUCUGCACCACGUCAUUGAGUGACACAAUCGGGCAUCAGAUUGCUAUAUAAUAGGAUGUGGUUAGGUGUUUAACAUAACAGCUAUCUAGGCAGGCAUCUGCAGUGUAGUCAUCCUGGAACGUGUCCGUUGUGUUACUUCCUGUUACUAGUGAGUGUUAUGUUGCAUGUUCUUUUCUGAACCGGUGUCUGGCUCGUAGGACUGUAGUUUUAACUGAACCGGUGUCUGGCUCGUAGGACUGUAGUUUUAACUGAACCGGUGUCUGGCUCGUAGGACUGUAGUUUUAACUGAACCGGUGUCUGGCUCGUAGGACUGUAGUUUUAACUGAACCGGUGUCUGGCUCGUAGGACUGUAGUUUUAACUGAACCGGGGUCUGGCUCGUAGGACUGUAGUUUUAACUGAACCGGUGUCUGUAGUUUAGUGAUUCUCUGCAUGCAUGUGUUUUAUUAAUCGUCUACAAUCAGAGCAGCAACGUGCUAAGGGAACCCUAUCUCCUACAUAGUGCACCACUUUAGACCAGGGCCCUCUGGGCUUCCUCACCUGGGCUUCCCCACCUGGGCUUCCCUACCUGGGCUUCCUCACCUGGGCUUCCCCACCUGGGCUUCCUCACCUGGGCUUCCCUACCUGGGCUUCCUCACCUGGGCUUCCCUACCUGGGCUUCCUCACCUGGGCUUCCUCACCUGGGCUUCCCCACCUGGGCUUCCUCACCUGGGCUUCCUCACCUGGGCUUCCCCACCUGGGCUUCCCCAUCCGGGCUUCCCCAUCCGGGCUUCCCCAUCCGGGCUUCCUCACCUGGGCUUCCCCACCUGGGCUUCCCCAUCCGGGCUUCCUCACCUGGGCUUCCUCACCUGGGCUUCCCCACCUGGGCUUCCCCACCUGGGCCUCCCCACCUGGGCUUCCCCACCUGGGCUUCCCCACCUGGGCCUCCCCACCUGGGCUUCCCCACCGGGCUUCCCCACCUGGGCUUCCCAAUUUUCCCUGGUCUAAAUUAGUGCAGUAUGAAGGGAAUAGGGAAUGUGAUGUUAACUUUUGUGUUUUUCUACUGGCUGUACAAUUUUAUAUUCUUUCCCAUUCUGGACCUAUUUUAAUGAAGAGGUCUCUAUCAGAGAAACUGUUGUAUCCCCUAUGCCAUCCUGUUCCCUAUAUAGUACACUACUUUUGGCCCAGUCAGGCUAGGGACAAUAAUCCAACUCAAAUGUGACACUAAACAGUGGUUUGUAAUGACAUUGGGGAGUUGAGAGAGAGCUGGAGAUCAGCCACAUGUCUGUCACUCUGGCGUGUGUCUAGUGUGACACCAGAUGUGCCUGUAAAUACAUUGUGAAGAGAUUUGUUUUUAUGGGGAAUAAUAAAGUUUUUAAUUGUAACAGGA
Oncorhynchus tshawytscha (Chinook salmon) is the source of this 11539-nucleotide messenger RNA. RefSeq names its product plexin-B3. The transcript is spliced from 37 exons. The record is from RefSeq and is a predicted model, not a curated record. Bases 231 to 6008 code for a protein of 1925 amino acids. Lineage: Eukaryota; Metazoa; Chordata; Actinopteri; Salmoniformes; Salmonidae. Gene Ontology annotation, biological process: negative regulation of cell migration; regulation of GTPase activity; negative regulation of cell adhesion. Gene Ontology annotation, molecular function: protein binding; semaphorin receptor activity. Gene Ontology annotation, cellular component: semaphorin receptor complex.